Neospora caninum is the source of this 750-nucleotide messenger RNA. RefSeq names its product putative eukaryotic translation initiation factor 6. Gene Ontology annotation, biological process: ribosomal subunit export from nucleus; assembly of large subunit precursor of preribosome; maturation of 5.8S rRNA. Lineage: Eukaryota; Apicomplexa; Conoidasida; Eucoccidiorida; Sarcocystidae. Gene Ontology annotation, molecular function: ribosomal large subunit binding. Gene Ontology annotation, cellular component: cytosol; preribosome, large subunit precursor; nucleolus. The coding region runs from base 1 to 750 and encodes 249 amino acids. The transcript is spliced from 5 exons. The record is from RefSeq and is a predicted model, not a curated record.
AUGGCGACGCGUGCGCAAUUUGAAUCGAGCAACGAAGUGGGCGUUUUUGCGAAGCUCACGAACUCGUACUGUCUCGUGGCUCUCGGAGGCUCAGAGCACUUUUACAGCACCCUCGAGGCUGAGUUGGCCCCACACAUUCCCGUCGUCCACGCCACCGUGGGCGGCACUCGAGUGAUUGGUCGGGUCUGUGUAGGCAACCGCCGAGGGCUUAUCGUCCCCUCCAUCACGACGGACCAGGAAUUGCAGCACCUGCGCAACUCUCUCCCCGACUCGGUGGAGAUCCGCCGAGUCGAGGAGCGGCUGUCGGCGCUCGGGAACAACGUCGCCUGCAACGACUACGUGGCUUUGCUUCACACAGACAUGGACAAGGAAACAGAGGAAAUCGUGCAGGACGUGCUGGGCGUCGAGGCCUUUCGGGCGACGAUUGGGAAGCAGACGCUCGUCGGCAGCUACUGCCAUUUCACCAACCAGGGCGGACUGGUGCACGUCAUGACUCCGGUAGAAGACAUGGAAGAACUCUCCCAGCUUCUUCAGGUGCCUCUCACGGCGGGAACCGUGAACCGCGGGUCCGACUUGGUUGGCGCAGGCCUAAUUGCGAAUGACUGGGCCGCCUUCUGCGGCAUGGACACCACGGCGACGGAGUUGGCAGUGGUCGAGAGGAUCUUCAAAAUCGCCACGCGGAAUCAACAGAAACUGAACUUGGUGGACGACCUAACUCUCCGCUCCUCUCUGAUCGACACACUGUCUUAA